This is a messenger RNA of Oryzias melastigma (Indian medaka), 3120 nucleotides long. RefSeq names its product POZ/BTB and AT hook containing zinc finger 1 (gene patz1). The transcript has 5 exons. The coding region runs from base 362 to 2446 and encodes 694 amino acids. Gene Ontology annotation, cellular component: nucleus. Lineage: Eukaryota; Metazoa; Chordata; Actinopteri; Beloniformes; Adrianichthyidae. Gene Ontology annotation, biological process: regulation of immune system process; negative regulation of transcription by RNA polymerase II; regulation of cytokine production. The record is from RefSeq and is a predicted model, not a curated record. Gene Ontology annotation, molecular function: DNA-binding transcription factor activity, RNA polymerase II-specific; RNA polymerase II cis-regulatory region sequence-specific DNA binding; protein binding.
AAAAAAAAAAAAAAAAAAACGAACCCCCGCAGGGAUGCUGCCUCGCGGGGAAGUUCUCAUUGUUCGAGCUGGGAAAUUAUCGUCGCAAAUUAUUGAAAAUGUUUCGAUUUGGCGAAAUGUUAAUUGACGACACAAGAGCGACCCCCCACCCUUUAAGAAGACGGGGUCAAGGUUCACAGGAAGCUGGGGGGCUGCCAUUUUUCCCCUGCUACUGCUAAUGUUUAACGGUAGAUGCUAAAACGACGGGAGGGGCUGCUCGGUUUAGGUUUUUUACAGCUAGCUUGUUUCGGAAUCUUAGCGCCCGUUUAGCCGUUUCUCUCGUCUUUGUCGUCAACAACUCUUGGUAUUUGAUGAAUUCGGCAUGGAGAAAGUAGCAGAGCCGUCUUGGACUUCUUCCUACACCUAUCAGGUGAGCAAGCACAGUGCGGAGAUGCUACACAACCUCAACAUUCAGAGGAAAGAUGGAGGCAGGUUCUGCGAUGUGAUCCUACGCGUCGGAGAGGAGAGCUUCCCCGCGCACAAAGCGGUGCUGGCCGCGUGCAGCGAGUAUUUCGAGACGGUGUUCAGCCGCCAGACGGACGGUGAUGGGGACGCCAAGGAGCUGGAGAUGCACACGAUUAGCCCCAAAGUUUUUAAGGAUAUCCUGGACUUCGCGUACACCUCCAAGAUCGUCGUUCGCUUGGAGUGUUUCCCGGAGCUGAUGACAGCCGCCAAGUUUCUGCUGAUGCGGUCGGUCAUCGAGAUCUGCCAGGAGGUGAUCAAGCAGUCCAACGUGCAGAUUCUCGUCCCGACCACCCGGGGAGGAGACGCCAGCCUCUUCCAAGCCAGCGGGGCGAUCGAGCUGGGCUUCCCGGUGCCUCACCAGGAUCUGGUGAACGGAGCGGAAAUGCUCUUGAACGGUCAGAGUUUUGCCGGCAGCGCGCACAUGCAUGCGGGGGACCACGGCGACCCAGCAGCCGUGAUGCUGCAGGACGGGGGCGAGUCCUCGGUGCCCAUGCUGGAGCCCGUGGAGGGACUCUCCGUCUCCCCAUCAACGGAGAUAACGGCGCAUCCCGACGCUGGCUCCCCGGGAUCGAAGAGGGGGAGGGGGCGACCAAAGAAAGAAAGUCUUCAUUUCAACCACAACAAUCAGAAACACGGCGAGCUGUUUCCUUGCGGGGCGUGCGGGAAAGCCUUCACGGAGGCGUCGCGUUUGAAGAACCACGAAGCGCAGCACGGAGCCUCGUCCGGGGGCAUGAACAGCCUGACUGACAGCCUGUCAGCCGCGGGGGGGUUCUCCUUACUGUCACUGGAAAACAGCAUCCAGCUCCCGGGGGGCUUGGCGCUGGACAACGGGCGCAAACGGGAGAGGACCAGGCGGCACGUGGGCUGUGAGAUUUGCGGGAAGGUGUUCCGUGACGUGUACCACCUGAACCGGCACAAGCUCUCGCAUUCCGGCGAGAAGCCGUACGCGUGUCCCGUGUGUGGGCUGCGGUUCAAACGCAAGGACAGGAUGUCGUACCACGUCAGGUCCCACGACGGCUCCGUGGGCAAACCGUACGUGUGCCAAAGCUGCGGGAAAGGAUUCUCGAGACCAGACCAUCUGAAUGGGCAUAUCAAGCAAGUACACACAACAGAGAGACCCCACAAGUGCCAGAUUUGCAAUGCCUCCUUUGCAACAAGAGAUCGCCUUCGCUCACACCUUGCUUGCCACGAGGACAAAAUCCCCUGUAAAGUUUGUGGAAAGUUCCUGCGAGCUGCCUACAUGACGGACCACCUCAAGAAACACAGCGAAGGAACUCACAACUACUGUGGCAUUUGCAAUAAAGGUUUCUCCACUGCAUCCUACCUUAAGGUGCACAUAAAGACACACCACGGCUCCCUUCUUUCCCCCACUGCCACAAUGCACACCUUCCCUGAGCCAAGGGGGGAUCUGCAGAUGCACAGCGGCACCCCUUACUUCAUGGGACACCAGUGCUCAGUGGAAGACGGACAGGAAGAUGACAGGAAAUGCCCUCAUCUGGAUUCAGAGGAAUCCGACGCCUCCUUCAGGGAAAUGUCCAACGGCGACGAGUUAAAAUCUCCCCACAAAUCCGACGGACCCGAGCAGGACAUGUCCUCUUUAGACUGCAACGGCGCUCCCGCGGGGCUGCUGGCGUCUCCGGACGGCUCCAAAUCCAAGGCGGAGCCCGAGAAGAGGUUCAGCUGCGAAAUCUGCGGACAGGCUUUCCGCACCAAGUCCUACCUCAACAAGCACCAGCACAGAGUUCACAAAGCCCAGAGGACCCACGGGGUCUCGGGGUCCGGGCUGAGUGACAUGGCCUCCUCUCUGACUUCUCCGUUCUCCCUUCAGCAGAACAUGUCGCUCCUGGAGUCCUUCGGCUUUCAGAUAGUCCAGUCCGCGUUCGCCUCCUCGCUCGUGGACGCCGAGGCGGGCCAGAGUGGCAUCGACUUUGGAGGAAAGUGACUUCAGCCUUUCAUUUGUAGGACAAAUGUCGGUGGCCAACAGAAGAUGGUCCAUCUGGAAAUAACUUUGCCUCAAGACUCUUUUUCUGUUAAUUUAAUGCGUACUUUUGUCAAAAAUGGCCAUAUAAGUCCUAUUUUUUCCUAGUUUUUCAAAGUAUAAAAAGGGUAUUUCGACUGUACUUCUUUUCUCUUUAAGAAAUGACAUGAAGAUCUUUCUUGUAACGGUUAUUUGUUCAAAGUUGAGCUUUAUUUCUUUAUUUCUGGGCUUUCCCAGUGAUCUUUGGGAAGAGGAGACUCCGGUCAGGUUUCCCGUUUAUCCUUUCUGGACUGGUUCACCUUUAGAUUAAAAGGAGGGCUUCGACUUUUGUCAUUUCUUUUUUAUCGGUGAUGAAGAAAGCGCCUCGUGUUUGUCAGAGAAGUGAUGAUGAAAUCUCAUAUUCCAGCAGUUUUUCCGUCUGCCUCAUUCAGAAAGCCAGUAUUUCUGGCCAUCCAGUUGCCUUGGUAACCGUUGGAGACCUUGACAAUUAAUUGUUUUUCACAGUGUUGGUAUUUCGAAGCACUUCUGUUAAAAAAAUCCUUUUCAAUGUUUUGUUUUGAUAUUUUUAAAUUCAGUUGAACUUGAAUCGCCACGGCAGAAAUGCGUAAUUUUGAUAACAAAUCUGUCCUGAAAUGUUU